AUGCCGUUUCAAAGGCGGAUAGCGUCAAAAGCAACUUCCUCAAGUGGUUUUGUAGCCGAAUCAAAAGGCCUCGUUGUUUUGACUGGAAACUCUCACCCUGACCUCGUCAAGCGCAUUUGCAAACAACUGACUAUUCAACCAUGUAAAUCUGUUACAUCAAAGCAUUCUAAUAGAGAGACAAAGGUUGAGAUUCAAGAAACUGUUAGAGAGGAAUGUAAAGGCCGUGAUGUGUACCUCAUUCAAACGGGUACAUUGCACGUGAACGAUGAUAUAAUGGAACUUUUAAUUUUGGCCUUCGCAUGCAAAGCUGCCUGCGCUAGGCGAGUUAUUCUUGUGGUUCCAUACCUUCCUUAUUGUAAGCAAAAUAAAAUGCGCAAGCGUGGCUCCAUUACUUGCAAACUUAUUGCUCAAUUGAUCUGCUCAACUGGUAUUGACCAUGUCAUCACAAUUGACCUACAUUCGAAGGAAAUCCAAGGUUUUUUUGAUGUCUCGGUGGAUAAUUUGCGUGCUUCACCAUUUUUGAUCCGCUAUAUCAUGGAGACGAUCUCGGAUCAUCGAAACUGCGUGAUUGUUGCAAAAGACCCAAACAGUGUUGCUAGAGCUACGAGCUAUGCUGAACGUCUUCGUGUCUCUUUGGCUGUCAUCCAUGGUGUUGAUCGUGAGGACACCGAGCGAACUGAUGGCCGAACUUCGCCUCCGCCAAUGGAAGGCGAGAUUAAAGAUUGGGAUGCGAAUGGGAUGGUUAGCGAUUUUAUGUCCCAAGAUGGCGAAAUUUUGCGCAGACCGAAAUUGGAGGCUUGGGGUGCCAACGGAGAUGAUCAGGAAAACAUACCCAAAUUGACCGUUUCGGUCCCCACACACAGAAAACGCACUUCUGAAUCUAUCAAUUCGAGCGGUCUGGAGCCGGAACCCCUGACCUCACCGUUCGUGCACAACGUGUUGGACUUCCUUCCGGCACUGCAGGAGAAGGAGAAACCACCGCUCAAUCUGGUGGGUAACGUGAAUGGUAAAAUUGCCAUCAUUGUGGACGAUAUUAUUGAUGAUGUGGACGACUAUGUCACAGCUGCGGAACUUCUCCACUCCAGGGGCGCCUACAAGGUGUACCUCAUAGCCACCCACGGUCUGCUGACAGGAAAUGCGGCUGAGAAGAUAGAGCAGAGUCUUUUGGACGAGGUAGUGGUCACCAACACAGUACCCCACGAGGUGCAGAAAAUGCAGUGCCACAAGAUUCGCACUGUGGAUAUCUCGCCUUUGCUGGCCGAGGCCAUCCGACGCAUCCACAAUGGGGAGUCCAUGUCCUAUCUCUUCAUGAAUGUCUCCAAAAAGGAUUAG
Molecule: messenger RNA, 1332 nt
Organism: Echinococcus granulosus
Lineage: Eukaryota; Metazoa; Platyhelminthes; Cestoda; Cyclophyllidea; Taeniidae
Product: Ribose-phosphate pyrophosphokinase
Exons: 7
Coding region: 1-1332 (443 amino acids)
Biological process (GO): purine nucleotide biosynthetic process; 5-phosphoribose 1-diphosphate biosynthetic process
Cellular component (GO): cytoplasm; ribose phosphate diphosphokinase complex
Molecular function (GO): magnesium ion binding; ribose phosphate diphosphokinase activity
Source: RefSeq, a predicted model, not a curated record